AUGGAAGCGCUGCAAGACGUUCUUCGAGAAAAUGCUGGAUUGCGUGGUCUUUUGCGUGCGCUGCACGUUGACGACGAGGCGCAGAACCGUUACAUCAGUUCUGCAUCAGAGAAAGACCGAGUGGCGCCUCCAGCGGUCGCGCUGGACCUUCCUGCAGGCCUGGAGUGCUGGGAGAAUAGCCAUGUUGGCGGUUCAGACAGUCCGGAUCUUACGACAGUCGCACAACAGAGCUGGAACACUCAUUCCUGGCCGGCCAGCUGGCUGAGCCUUGCCAAUAAUCUACCGGACUUCCCCGCCACUUCGCUCGACGACAUGUGCUUGGCUGCGGGAUUAAGGCCCAGCACCGAAAGCAUCACAAAUGCUGCUAGCACUUUACCCGAUCUUCAGAUGCAGACACGGAUACCAGCACCGAGCGAGGCGACUACCAGUCGGGGGGGAGCGGUUCACCACAAAUCUGCACACAAAUCCCGCGCCUAA
This is a messenger RNA of Recurvomyces mirabilis, 477 nucleotides long. RefSeq lists its product as uncharacterized. Lineage: Eukaryota; Fungi; Ascomycota; Dothideomycetes; Mycosphaerellales; Teratosphaeriaceae. The transcript is spliced from 2 exons. The record is from RefSeq and is a predicted model, not a curated record. Bases 1 to 477 code for a protein of 158 amino acids.